Sycon ciliatum is the source of this 3252-nucleotide messenger RNA. RefSeq lists its product as uncharacterized. Gene Ontology annotation, molecular function: sulfotransferase activity. The transcript has a single exon. Gene Ontology annotation, cellular component: membrane. Bases 1001 to 2578 code for a protein of 525 amino acids. Lineage: Eukaryota; Metazoa; Porifera; Calcarea; Leucosolenida; Sycettidae. The record is from RefSeq and is a predicted model, not a curated record.
CCCUAUCAAUGGCUAUCAUGGCAGAAUGGAGCCCAUGCCCAGUGCAGCGCAAAAAGUGUAGCAACGUCCAGCAACAGUGAUCAUUCUGUAUGGCAGUGCUGAGCUAGCUGAGCGCAACAACAGAAACAAUGCAGAGAAAAUGAAAAUACCUUUCGAGUGGAAACUAACUUUAGCUAGCCAGGGGUCUUUUAUACUUGUGUCGCUUCCGCGGCCCAGUGAUUCGAGCAGCUUUAUUAGAUACCCAGCCUAGCCCACGGCUAUCUUCACUGAUUCAGUCGAGCAGGCCCGAAUUCGCGACAAUGUUGGUGAACGGCUCCAUCACCAUCACGGACACGCGCGGGUCUUCAUCUGUGCUUUCGGUAGUUUUCUGAGGGAGGAUUUGCGCAAACUGCUUGCUGGGUAACGGUUUGCGAAUAUUACGAUUCUGCAUUCGGACGUGGUGUCAAAGUCCUGGCUUACAGUCUCGUGUUCUUGAGUAAUAAAAAACGGCAUCAUCACCGCUCGGCCAUGCCAGAGCACUGGACCUCUUGUGAAGCUGGUACCCGAAUAAGAACUACUUGAUGUCUACAGUCAUGUAGUUAGGUAAUGACUACUACUAAUGUGAACUGCUGGAUCUUUGGAUGUGCUACAUUCACUAAGUACAGCUUGGACCACCGUACACUAGGUACACGGACUGACGGUCUAUGUCUGUGAGAGGCCGAGGAGAGGCAGUGGAGUACUCGUAGAGCACGUUUCCAAAGUGACUACUGGCAAGUAGUAUUACCCACUCAAAGUACUGCGUUCUGUUACCUGUGUGGUUUGUGUAGUCCACACUCAACUGCAGUGUGAUCGGCCCAGUAUCUCAAGAGGAGAGUGUCACUGUGUUUACUUGAUGGUGCCAAUAUACAUAAUAGGUGAGGUCGCCAUCAGUGCUGCGGGGUGAUGAGCGGUGAGAGCAGGUUAAAGUGUGGGGCAUGAGCUAGUGCGGCUGCCUGGUGGUGAUAUCAGUAUAGUACUAACAAUGAACUGGCCAGUCGCUGGACUCCUGAACAACAAUGCCAGAAAACACAUCUUGCCAGUCCUGGGAAUUCUAACAUUCCUCCUUCUUGCCUCAGUGCUCACUCUGAACAGUGUUGACGUGCGCAACUAUGCACGUUCACUGGACACCAGUGCGGCCAGUGCAGCUGAAUCUCAGGUGGUAGUAGGAGCAGCAGCGCACAGAGAUUACGCAGUUGCAGGCGGCACCGGUGAAUCUGAAGCUGCAGAAAGAGAGCCUGUACGCCAUGCGCCUCCUGCACGUGGUAGUAGUGUUUUUCAAGCUCCCGCCUUGCAAGUGCACAGACACAGUUCGGCAGCAGCCGCCGCACUCGACGUCGCCACUGGAUCUGAAGGUUUAGUAGAUGUCCAUAGUCCCGCAUCUGCUGCUGCUGCCAGUGAAUACACAAACUCAAGACUUGAAGGCACCCGUGCACGGUCUAAUGACCACAAGCAGCAUCUAUUUUCAAAACUGACCAGGGCAUUGGGGACCCUUAAGAUGAACAGUUCUCGCAGGGAUGACAAUGAAGAUGCUUUGCGGCGAGAGUUCAAGGCACGCAGGAGGCAUCAGGCUGACGAAGUGGGAGGAGCUUUUGUCAACAGCAAUGAUUCUUCAAUAUUUCUCAAGUUCAACACAUCCGCGAAGCCGCUAUUCUUCACUGUUUAUGAGAUGGGCGGGCGGCAUGGUGUUGCAUUGGCCAAUAUCAUGCAGCACAAUCUAGCCAAAUAUCGCACCAGCAGAGAGGUGCUGGCUGCAGAUCACCAGCACCCACUCAGGCUCGUCUACAACAAAGUGGGAAAGUGCGGCAGUCGGGCUUUUGUCCGGUUGGCUCAGAAACUGGCCGCACGCAAUAAAUUCUUGGUAGUUGGCUCGAUGAAUGGCAGCGAUCUUCAUCCGACAGUUUCACGCGUUAAAAGCAUCCGGCAGUUUAUGGGACUCAUGCCCACCCCAGUAUUCUAUCAUCGCCACUUAUACUAUGUUUCUUUCCCGGAUCUAUCCCCGCCACCAAUAUUUAUCAACAUGAUUCGGCAUCCCUUGAAUCGAGCCAUAUCAUCCUACUACUUUCGUCGCUUUGGGGACAACAGGCUAGGAGGGGUACGAGGUCUUUUCGCGCCGGGCACGCGUGAUGAGCCGUUUGAGACUUGCAUCCUGCGAAGGCGCAUUGAGUGCAUUGGCUCGAGGGGCUUGUGGUACAUAAUUCCGUUUUUCUGCGGCUACAAGCCGUUCUGCCGGCGACCAUCUGCGCAGUCACUGGCUCUGGCCAAAGAGAAUGUUGUCAACAAGUAUUUCUUUGUUGGAUUGUCGGAAUACUUCAACGAGAGCAUAGUGGCACUGGAAACACUGCUGCCAAAGUUCUUUUCUGGUGCUCAGGAAUUAAUGAGUGAAAUUGGAGCCGCAGAACAUACAACCAAGACUAACAAAGACGGACGUACACUCGGGUCUGAUGCUAGAGCUAGAGCUUUAUCCGAGAUGGCCAUGGAGAUAGAAUUCUAUGAAUUUGUGCGAGAGCGUUUCUUUCAGAAACUCUCGUCGCUCCACAUUCCUUACAAAACGAAACUGUAACCCACUGUGUGUGCACGUGUGUGUGUGUGUGCGUUUCGAAACAUUGCUGUGUAUUGUGGCGAAGCGGUACUGUACCAAUAAUGUGAACGGCCAAUGUACUCCACAGAUGUAUUUUAUCGUAUAGCCCUCUUUUUCCGCAGUACGCACUUGAGUGCUACUCUCUACACUGACCACGUCUUUAGUGUUUUGCUUUGAUAUCCCUACCUUGCCCCUUCCCGCUCCACCAAACAAUAGGAUUGUGACCAGUACAGACCAUUUUCGUACCAGAUGUGCCGUUUAACGAGACGACUUCUUUUAGUUUUUAGUGUUGUGUACUUCGUUGUACAAGUAUGACGCACUCAGCCCAGUGAUGAUGUUCUGUGAUAUGAUUUGCUCAGUAGUCAGGACUAAUAUACCAAUGCAAUAAUAUUAUUUCCUCAUCUGUACAGGCAUAGCUGUAAAUCAAUACAGCAAUACGAAGCUGAAACGGACAUGUUCAGAUGUAUCAACAGUCUAGGCCCCCUUCCAAUUUCUUUUUUCUUACCAAUUGAAAAGGACUAUCUUGCUUUCUACUCAGCCAUUCCAUUUUGCUUUGUGGCUACUACUUCAAGCGUAUUGUUUUAUAGGUUAUUUAUACUCGUUUUACUUAUUCAAUCGGGAGUGAACUAAAGAGACAUGGCUGCUUGUCUACAGCA